AUGUCAAACCUAAAGAGGUUCCAUGACCACAAAGAUGGCUCCGUGAUACUCUGGGACAUUCGGGAUCUAAACCAGAAAGAACACAAAACGUUGCGUGUGAACAUCGAAUUUGACUACGCUUCGCACGUCGCCUGGAGCCCUGACUCGAAAGCGUUUAUCGUACACACCGUGCGCGACAAUCACAUCAUAGUCUACAAGAUUGAGAAGAAAAAGGAUGGCACCAUAGGGUCAGCGGCGCCGGUCAUCACCUUUGAUAAGGUUCAUGAGACUGAUGCAGUUGGUUUCGACAUAUCCAGCAAUGGCAAGUUUAUGAUGUCGUGCUCGUCUAACAACGACAUGGUGAUUUGGGACCUGAAGGGGCAGCAGCUAGAACGGCUCGACACGUACCUAAUGACGACACACACCGCCAAAGUUUCGCCGUGCGGCCGCUUUGUAGUCGCGACGGGCUUCGCGCCCGAUGUCAAAGUGAUGGAGGUGUGCUUCACAAAGACUGGGGAGUUCAAACAAGUGACAAAGGCGUUCGAGCUAACCGGUCACUCUUCUGGCGUCUACGACGUUGCCUUCGAUGUGGACACGUCACACAUCGCGACUAUAUCGAAGGACGGCACGUGGAAGCUAUAUCAUACAAAGAUCGAGUACACGCGUGGUGAGUCCCCACACGUGUUGGAGACGGGCACGUACCGCCAAACAGCGAACCCGCCGCACAUAGCUCUCUCACCAAACGCCGAGGUCCUCGCCGUCUCCGUAGACUCUAGCGUCGAAUUCUACGACACCUAUACAGGAAAACUUUACGAUACCGUUGAGAAUGUUUACUCUGGAUUAAUCAACUACAUGAAAUUUGAUGCAAGCGGAAAAUAUCUAUUUGUUUGCGGCGAUCGCGCUGUUCGUAUACUCCAUAAUGUAUGCGGGUACUACACAACGAUCGCCAGCUGCAUCAGGCUCCAGGGCUCUAAACAAACUUCUGCUACCAUAGAGCGACAGAAAAAGACCAUCGAGGAAUGCAAACAGGCCCUCGCGAAAUUCGGCAAGUAACGCCAUCUAUGAUUCACACGUCAAACUUUCUCGUCAGAAAUGCAUUUAUUAUUUGUUCGUAAUACUUUUAAUAUCUUUAUAUGAUUAUGCUUUACGUAUCUUUAUAUAUUUUGUGCAAUUUAUAAUUGUCUCUGUUGCCAACACGUGGAAAUGUUCAAUGAAAUUGAAGAUUAAUAUACUUAGUGUUGAAAUUUUAUGAUAACUAUAAUUGACCGGAUUUAAAAAAAAGAGGUAUGUUUUUGCUCAAUAUUUUUAGCUAAUUUAAUUUUCCUCGUACAUUGGCAACAUUGACGAUAACGUAUGAUGUUUACACGAUUAAAAUAAUGAAUGAAAUGAUUAGUUAUAUUUUGGAACUAUUUGACAUUUUAUGCGUUGAUCUCGGCCCGGGAGUAUUGUCCAAAUUUACAUUAAUGUAAACGUAAGUAAUGCAAAUAAACGUGCGAAUUUUGUAAAACUUCGUAUUGCAUGACUGACCAAUAUGUAACGUGUAUUAGGGUAACAGCAGUGGUAAUUUGCAUGUCAAUUAUAAUUAUUACUGCUAAUAGUAAGACCACUACAUAAUGUGAUGAUCGUAACAGACAGUAAUUUUUAUUUUAUUUUCAUGUAUCUCCUAUAUACUUGUUAUGGUUCCUAAUCUUAAGAUCUACACGUCCUUACAUGGUUCCUCUUACAGGUAUAAUAACGCCUUUGUACGAAUAAAAUCAACAAAUUGUUCACUUCAGGAGUCACUUCUUACUCAGUGUGACAAUAUUUUGUGUCGUUGUACCAAAUAGACUUCAAAUAACAAACCGCCUGUCAAAAACAAUGCUCAAUUUAAAAUAAACAGUGUAAUACCAUGGCCGUCUCCGGCUGACCAAAACUACAAAAAAUCAAGGACAACAUAGCUUAUGACUGGUCUUGUAAUUUAUAGUAUCUCUAAUUCUACAAGCUCUAGCGAAAAUCCAAAUUUUGAUCGUCAAUGAGGAAUGACUUCCACUUUUUUCGAACUUGAGAUGCAAAUGACUGUUGGUUUAUUUUAAAGCUGCUUGUCUAGAG
Molecule: messenger RNA, 2067 nt
Organism: Spodoptera exigua (beet armyworm)
Lineage: Eukaryota; Metazoa; Arthropoda; Insecta; Lepidoptera; Noctuidae
Source: the annotation of a GenBank genome assembly